ACCGCCUUUGGUAAGAUUGGCGGCCACGCUGCUGAUUAUGGCGCGGAGGCCCUGGAGAGAAUGUUCCUGGGCUUCCCCACCACCAAGACAUACUUCCCCCACUUUGACCUGAGCCACGGCUCCGCCCAGGUCAAGGCCCAUGGCAAGAAGGUGGGCGAUGCGCUGACCAAGGCUGCGGACCACCUGGACGACCUGCCCAGUGCCCUGUCGGCUCUGAGUGAUCUGCAUGCCCACAAGCUGCGUGUGGACCCAGUCAACUUCAAGCUCCUGAGCCACUGCCUGCUGGUGACCGUGGCGGCCCACCACCCUGGCGAUUUCACCCCCGCGGUCCAUGCCUCCCUGGACAAGUUCCUGGCCAACGUGAGCACCGUGCUGACCUCCAAAUACCGUUAAGCUGGAGUCUUGGCGGUCCCUCCCCUUGCCCGGGGCCCUCCUGUGUUCUGGGCACCCUCACUUCCUGAACUUUGAAUAAAGUCUGAGUGGGCUGCAG
Molecule: messenger RNA, 490 nt
Organism: Vicugna pacos (alpaca)
Lineage: Eukaryota; Metazoa; Chordata; Mammalia; Artiodactyla; Camelidae
Product: hemoglobin subunit alpha
Biological process (GO): oxygen transport; hydrogen peroxide catabolic process
Cellular component (GO): blood microparticle; haptoglobin-hemoglobin complex; hemoglobin complex
Molecular function (GO): heme binding; iron ion binding; oxygen binding
Source: RefSeq, a predicted model, not a curated record